GGCGGCGCGGGGCGAUGGCGGCCGCGGGCGCGUUCAGCCUGAGGGAGGUUCUGGACGCCUUCCGGGGAUGCGUGACCGAGCGGCGGGAGGUGCUGCUGGAGCCCUACCUGAGCGGCUGGUGGGGGCUCAUCCGGUUCCUUCAGAGCCUCGGCGCCGUCUUCGGCUUCAUCUCCAAGGACGCCGUUGCCAAGGUGCAGAUCAUGGAGCGGCACCGCCGGGGGGAGCAGGGGCAGCACUACGAGUCCCUGCAGUCCAUGGUGGAAUUCGAGCUCUCCCGGGGGCCGGGGGAGCUGCGGGGCCGCCCCGACUCCGGGUGCCGGACGGUGCUGCGGCUGCACCGCGCCCUGCUCUGGCUGCAGCUCUUCCUGGAGGGGCUGCGCACGGGACACAGGGAUUCCCGGACCUCCACCAUCUGCACGGACUCCUACAACGCCUCGCUGGCCAAACACCACCCCUGGGUGGUCCGCAAGGCCGCCACGCUGGCCUUCUGUGCCCUGCCCUCCCGGGACGCCUUCCUGGAGGUCAUGAACGUGGGCCCCCCCGAGCAGGCCGUGGACAUGCUGGGGGAGGCCAUUCCCUACAUCCAGAGUGUCUAUGGCAUCACCCAGGAGCUCUUUGCCCAGCACAGCCUGCUGGACCUGCCCUGACAGGAGGGGGCACAUCCCAGCAGGACUGGGGUGAAAAAUCAAGUGUUUCUCUGGCUCUCUGCCCGUGGGCACCUCCACUUUCCCCUUCCCACUUAGCCAAGCUAUUCUGGGUGCCUCACCUUACAAAACAUAUACCAGGGGUUUUUAUAUCUAUUUAUGUGAUACAUAUAAAACACAUAUCAUACAUGUAUUUUAUAUCUAUGUCAGUGUCUGUGAGGGGGCUCCCCACAGGCUUAAGGAUUUCCUUUCCCUUCCCAGCAGGGAUCUGACCACUUAGCCAAGCUAUUCAGGGUGCCUCACCUUGGAACAGAGAAAUAUGAGCCAGGGUUUUUUAUAUCUAUGUACGUUAUAUAUAGAUACAUGUAUGAAAUGUAUUUUAUAUCUUAGUGUGGAGCUCUGCAGUAAGGAGAAAAAACCCCACAGCAGCAGGAGCUUUAAGGAUUUCCUUUCCCUCUCCAGCAGGGAGCUGACCACUUAACCAAGCUAUUCAGGGUGCCUCACCUUAGAACAGAAAAAGAAGUACCAGGUUUUUUACAUCUAUUUAUGUUAUACAUAUAAAACACAUAUCAUGCAUGUAUUUUAUGUCAGUGUGUGUGUGGAGCUUGACACUAAGGAAAAAAACCCCUGCAGCAGUAUGAGCUUAAGGAUUUCCUUUCCCUUCCCAGCAGGGAGCUGGCCAAGCUAUUCAGGGAGACAGAAAAAAGAUGUUCCAGGGUUUUUUUCUAUCUGUGUGUGUUGUACAGACAUACAUGUAUGAUCUGUAUUUUAUAUCUGUGUCAGUGUGUGUGUGUAGACCUCGAGAUUAAGAAGAGAACUCACAGCACUAUGAGCUGCUUAAGGGAUUUCUUUUUUUGUUCCUGGAGUCACCUCCAGCUCUCCAGCAAGGCUGGGAGGGGAGGUGGUUUCUUUUUUAAGCCAAACUCUGCAAUUCAGCAGCUUCUGUGCAUUUACACCACUAGUUGUGGCCUUGUGUGACACGAGGUGGGGUCUGAACACAUUUACACUCCACUUGAUCUCCCCUGGCCACUUCUGUUUAUCAGCUUCAUUGCAUCUGGGGGGUUUUGGGGGGUUUUUAACCUUGAGAAUGUAACUCUGAGUGAAGGAUGUGUGGUCACUCCCCCACCUGAGCACUGCUGCUAAUCCUGUGUCCCCCAGAGCUGAAGGAGCUGGGGGUGGAUGUCCCAGAUCCCCUCAGCAGCACCUCCUGUGCCCUUCCCCUUCCCAUUAAAUCCAUGCUCUUUGCACUUGGGAUGUGGACCAAUUCCUAAGCUGUGUCCAGCCCAGGCUGCAGGCUGCACCUGAGCUGGGUUCCAGCUGUGCUUCUACGUUGUGUGCUCAUGUGGUGGUGGUUGUUUGGGGUUUUUUUUUUGGUUAAUGAAUGUGUUAAAUGCCUACAAAAACGAUUUCUCUGACUGAGGAGAAAUCCACACUUGUACUGUAAAUCACUACAUGGCUUCUACUGCAAAUCACUGUAAUAGCCAAAGGAUGCAAAAUGGAAUUUACUGAGCUUCUGGAAAGCUGAGAACACACUACAUGUUUAGUCCAGGGUGAUGUGAAUGUUUGGGGGAGGAGGGGGAACCUCACAAGCUGUACCAUGUUCUGAUUGUAUCUUUUGGGCAUAAUGUAACACGGUGUGAUCCAGCAAAUCACUGUUACCUCGUGGAAACUGGAUUAACUGGACAUAAAGUUACGUGAAUAAUGUG
This is a messenger RNA of Corapipo altera (White-ruffed manakin), 2350 nucleotides long. RefSeq names its product ceramide-1-phosphate transfer protein (gene CPTP). Gene Ontology annotation, cellular component: cytosol; cytoplasm; membrane. Gene Ontology annotation, biological process: intermembrane lipid transfer; ceramide transport. NCBI's taxonomy places the organism in Eukaryota, Metazoa, Chordata, Aves, Passeriformes, Pipridae. The transcript is spliced from 2 exons. Gene Ontology annotation, molecular function: ceramide 1-phosphate binding; ceramide 1-phosphate transfer activity. The coding region runs from base 15 to 647 and encodes 210 amino acids. The record is from RefSeq and is a predicted model, not a curated record.